Messenger RNA from Trichogramma pretiosum, 1514 nucleotides. It is a transcript of the gene Phyhd1, whose product is annotated as phytanoyl-CoA dioxygenase-like. Bases 533 to 1366 code for a protein of 277 amino acids. The record is from RefSeq and is a predicted model, not a curated record. The transcript has 5 exons. NCBI's taxonomy places the organism in Eukaryota, Metazoa, Arthropoda, Insecta, Hymenoptera, Trichogrammatidae.
UCUGCUGCGAGUUCUUCAUCUCAACAAUUUUGACCUAUGGGGUUUAAAUUUCUUAAGAAAAGUACCCUCUUCUGACAUUGCAGAAUUUUGAAAAUAUAUUUUUUUCCUCUUCUAAGUGCUUCAAAGUGGCAUAUAGCGUUGAUGAGUUAUUGACUUUCUUAAAAUUUGUUGUAUUUUGACGUGUACAUAAAGUUGUACGCAAUUUUUCCAAAUUCUGCUCCGCUCAAGUGGAAGAAGGUAAUUAUAAAUCUCGUAAGUGAAACGUAGUAAUUGUUUUCUCUUUGAUGAUUAUUAUUCCACAGGACACGGGAUUGACUGAAAGUAAAAGUCAGAAAAAUGCUGGGCUCGUUCAUUAGAAAUAACAAAUGACUCAAGUUCACGGACAUUGUGUUCUUCGAAUAAUCACGAUUUCUUUGUGCUGUAAAAAAGUAUUUCCAAGUUUAGUUUGUAUUAAACAUUGAUUGGCUCCGGAGCUUUUGGAAAUUAUCAGAGUCUCGCGUGCGAAUAUGCGCAAUCUCGAGCGAGUGCAGCAAUGCAGUUUGAAAAAGAUGGCUUUGUCGUACUGGAAAAUUUCUUCAAACCCGAAGAAGUUGACGAACUCAAGUCGGCCGGAGAAGAAUUCACUACAAAUUUACCGCCCGAAAAAGACCGCAAAGUCUUCGAUACCGUUAAUCAGCGACAGAGCAAAGAUCAAUAUUUCCUGGAAAGUGCCAAUAAAAUAAGCUACUUUUUCGAAUCAGAGGCAUUGGAAAGCGAUGGGAAGCUGAAAGUUCAUCCAAGAGUCGCUCUCAACAAAGUUGGCCAUGCUCUGCACUGGCACCAUCCUAUUUUCAAGAAGUACACAUUUAGUGAAAAAGUCAAGGAAGUUGCUUUUCAAUUAGGACUAAUUGAACCUGCAGUUUGCCAGUCAAUGUAUAUUUAUAAAAAUUCUGGAAUAGGAUCUGAAGUGGUAAUGCAUCAAGAUGCAAGCUACUUAUAUACAGAACCAGUGAAUCUUGUUGGUUUCUGGAUUGCGCUGGAUGACGCCACAGUCGAGAACGGCUGUUUGCACAUAGCCGCUGGUUCGCACAAGAGUGGGGUACACAGACGUUAUUUGCGUAACAAGGACCCAUUGGCCCAAGAGCUGCUGAUUUACGAUAAACCACCAGCUUAUUAUCAGUUGAGCACCUUUCGACCGAUAGAAGUGCGCAGAGGAUCGUGUGUGCUCAUUCACGGCCAGGUGGUGCAUUAUUCCAAGCCAAACAGAAGCGAGACCUCAAGGCACGCCUACACCUUCCACGUUGUUGAGACUCAGCACGUUAAUUACUCGCGCGACAAUUGGCUUCAACCACCAAAGGCAGGAUUCCCCUUGCUAUAUAUGAACUGAUGUCAAUAAUACAAUAUUUUGUCUCUCUGUUCCUCAAUCUUGUACGUCAUAGAGGCUGUGCAUUUAACAUCAUUUUCUCUCUUUUUCUCUUAAUCAGAAAUUGACAAUAUGUCAACAAUAAAGCUUAUUUAUUAAUAUGAAACACUUA